ACAAGAACGAAACGGGAGGCGUCCAUCUCGCGGUCGAGGGGGACAGCCUGCUAGGAUAGAGUCCCGGAGCCGUUCUAGGACAACGCCUCUACUUGUUCCUACGCCUUCAUCUUCGCAACGACUCAAGCCCAGGGAUCCUAUCUGGUCACUACCCGAAGUCUUGCCCUUCAGUUUGAUUGAUUGCGAUACGGCGAGCGAGGGAAUCACUUCUUACGAUCCGACAUCUCCGAAGCAGGGAAAGGUACUCCCAUUCUCUCAGUAUCUCACUAAACUCGUCGACAUCAUCGAGGGAGAGAAGGAAUGGGAGAUACUGUCUUAUGUCCUAUGCCAUCUCCCUACUCAACUUGCCAACAAACACCUCUUUUGCGGCCCAAAAUCACGAGUAGUGCUCGGACGGAUGCUGACAACAUUGUGCUCGGGGAUCUCCAAAGGAUCGCUGGCGACGGCAAUCGAGCAUUGGCCCGAUAAUAUCAUCGCAAAGGACGCUCACGGUCUCGCCUAUCAUUCCCUUACCGUGUUGAUAAGCUACAAGCGGUGCUUCCUAGAAAUACAGUCGCAACAUCACCUUGUCGAGGCUUUCCUGCUCGGAUUGAACGGGCAGCCUUCCACUAUCAAAUGUUGCCUACAUGCGCUCUCCCUGUGCGCCUUUGAACUACAGCCUUCGACGACCAAGUUUCUAUCCAGUAUUCUGGAAAAGCUAUCUCAGAUCAUGUCGAAUCCCGCUAUGGCAGUCCAUAUCAUUGACUUCUUGGCUAUCAUUGGAUCUCAUCGUGGUCUGCAUGCCAACUUCACCGAGAGCGACUAUAAAAUGGUCUUCGCUGUCGCACUACAAUACUUGCAGCACCACAACCACCCUGGCGACUCCGUCAACGUUUCGUGGGCGCUUUCCCAGUACCUCAAGAUCAUGAGCUAUUACAUUGUCUAUCUGUGGUUUUUGGCCGUUGAACUUCCUGAUAGACCUCGACAUAUCAAAUUUAUUGCGCGACAGCUCGAACUCGCCAAUGAAGGAAAAGGAGAGAAGGUCGACGAACCGGCAGAAGUCUGCUUCGAUUGGCUUGCGCGCUAUACCUAUGCGAGCGCUGAUCCGCGGCCUGCGAACUCUAUGCUGAGUGAUAUCGUCAUGAAGUCCGCGUCUCAACAGUCACAGCCUGAACCUGCACUGUGCGAGAAGACUUGGAUCACUGGUAAUGCUGUCAUCACAGUUCGCGCUCUACAGCGUCGUGGCUGGCUGGAGAUCGUGACCCGCAGGGCGUCAGGUCUCACGAAGUUUCUGUGCAGGUCGGAGAACGUACCUAUGGUGCCCCUGGGUGACGUAGACCCAGACCUUGUCUCGGUAGCUGCGUGUCCCACACUAGAUCGAGGGAUGCAGAGUCGGCCCGUGUUAGUCCCUCCCGGUUAUGUCUGGAGUGGCUCGGCGCCAUCACAGCGUCGAAAGGAUGUCUCUAUCGACCCCGCUUACUUCGCCAUACAGCUGUCCUCGUACCCAGAAACUUUGCCAGAGCAUUUGCAGCCCGUCAAAGACACGCAUCGUCUGGCAAGCUUCUGUCGUUCAUUGGACAGGAUGCCUGUCAUCGAUACCCACAAGGUCGGAAUCAUGUACGUUGCCCCUGGACAGUUCGAUGAGAGUGAGAUUCUGCGGAAUAGUCAUGGAUCUCCCGCAUACACACGCUUUCUCGAGGGGCUUGCACGACUCAUCAAUCUUCGCGGUCAGGUUGAUGUGUACGCUGGAGGCCUGGAUCCUGACGAGGAUGGAGAAUACGCGUAUGCGUGGUGGGACGACAUUGGACAAAUCCUCUAUCAUACUGCGACGCUGAUGCCCUCUUCCAUUGACGAACAAUGUACGAACAAGAAACGUCAUAUUGGAAACGAUUUCGUCAGGAUCGUCUGGAACGAUUCAGGCAAGCCUUACAAAUUCGAUACCCUUACAACGCAGUUCCAAUUUGUCAAUAUCAUUAUCGAACCACACUCCCGAGGUUCGAUAGCAGCAUACUCCAACAAUUUGCACGAGAACGAAUACUUUAAAGUCGUCGUUCAGCGUGCGCCAGGGAUGAUAGAUUUUACUCCCAUCGGCGACUUCAAGCUGAUAUCUGCAGAAAACCUGCCUCUUCUCGUAAGGCAACUCAGCCUCCUCACGGAUUGGUUCGUCUCCGUUUUUCAGUACACGGAAAGCGACACCCUACAGGUCGAGAUGCAGACCAAUUGGCGGGCUCGUUUGCGAGCCAUCAAGAAAUUCCGGGACCAAAUUGCUGCCUCCGCGCAAACGAUGGACCGGGAACAAGCGACUUCUCAGGGGCCAGGAGAAGGAGUUCGAGGACAGACAUACAGUGAUUUCACGACACUCUAUCUAUAAGAUUGUACUAUUGAGAAUGCUGCACUUCGUGCAUGUUUUUCGGGCCAUUGCAUACCGUCUCAUAUAUUGUUUUCCAUAUGUGUAGCCAUCCUAGCAUUCCACAAGCAUGUAUACAAUCAUAUUCUCGAGCAAUACAAUAUGGAAAGUAAAGUAUAAA
Messenger RNA from Postia placenta MAD-698-R-SB12, 2507 nucleotides. RefSeq lists its product as hypothetical. The record is from RefSeq and is a predicted model, not a curated record. The transcript is spliced from 2 exons. Gene Ontology annotation, cellular component: TSC1-TSC2 complex; nucleus; cytoplasm. Gene Ontology annotation, biological process: positive regulation of GTPase activity; negative regulation of TOR signaling; regulation of small GTPase mediated signal transduction. Gene Ontology annotation, molecular function: GTPase activator activity. The coding region runs from base 398 to 2350 and encodes 650 amino acids. NCBI's taxonomy places the organism in Eukaryota, Fungi, Basidiomycota, Agaricomycetes, Polyporales, Adustoporiaceae.